Messenger RNA from Geodia barretti, 756 nucleotides. The record is from the annotation of a GenBank genome assembly. NCBI's taxonomy places the organism in Eukaryota, Metazoa, Porifera, Demospongiae, Tetractinellida, Geodiidae.
AUGCUAAUACUUAUCGCGUUUACGGCAUCUUUUGCCUACGCGUUGAACGAACCCGAGGAUUCGCUCAUCCUCUACUUCUCUUUUGAUGAGCUCGACGGUAAAAACACCAUCGACCAUUCAAAAUAUGAGAACCAUGGCGAGAUUGCUGGUGCCCCGAAACUUGCUGAAGGCAAAUUCGGUAAGGCACUGGAACUAAACGGUAAAAGCGACUGGGUUGUCGUGCCGCAUCACGAGAUUCUCACCGUUGACAAUAGUGUAACAGUGAUGGCUUGGAUUAAUACUGAACGCCAUCAAGGUCCCAACGGUCAAAGGUGGCAGGGUAUCGUUGCGAAAAGCAACAAUCCGCGUUCCUACAGUUUCUACACCGAAUUCCCGAGUGAAUGUUUGCACCUCAGUGUCGGUGGUGGAAGUGUUUGUAACAAAAAGGUUCCGUUAGACGAAUGGGUGCAUGUUGUCGCACAGGUAGAUGAUGGCACAACACACCGGUAUUGGGUAAACGGCGAAAUGGCUGGCGAAUUUGGUGGCAAAAACGCUCCACCCGGUAAAGCCGAUCAAGCGGAUGUCCUCGUCGGAAAAACUCACGAAGGCAACCGUGAAUUUCUCGGACUCAUUGACGAAGUCCGCAUUUGGAACCGUGCCCUCGAUGAGGACGAGGUUAUUGAACAGAUGGAGAGCGGCUAUUUCGAUAUCUUCGCUGUUGAUCCGCGCCAGAAACUCACCACGACUUGGGGACAUCUGAAAACCUCACAACGAUAA